Messenger RNA from Radiomyces spectabilis, 1209 nucleotides. RefSeq lists its product as uncharacterized. The record is from RefSeq and is a predicted model, not a curated record. Bases 372 to 827 code for a protein of 151 amino acids. NCBI's taxonomy places the organism in Eukaryota, Fungi, Mucoromycota, Mucoromycetes, Mucorales, Radiomycetaceae. The transcript is spliced from 4 exons.
UCUCACCUGUCCAAACUAUUCGUUUCAAAUACUUCUUCUAAGACAAUUUAUUUCUGUUGUUAUGUGAAUGCUAUAGGAUUCUUAAACCAUAGAUGCCACAGGGAAAAUACUCAUGUUGCGCAAGGGUUACUCGCGAGUAAAGUCAAUAGUGCAAGACUUGGAAUUACACUACAAACAUCAGAUAGGUUGGGCUCAACUUACCUGCCAUCUUUAUUGUGUAUUGAUAAGUAACCGAUCCAUCCCGCCCUCGUUUUGCUGAAUGUUCGCAAUUUACUCCUGCGGCGGAGAAUGGAUUGAUCCAAAAUCGGGUCCUCCUUCUCGAUGGAGACUCUAUUCGGAAUACUUCGUUUCUCAGGAACUUUUCAGCGAUCAUGCCUGACGAUGAAAUACUACAAAAAAUAUGGAAACUCACUAAUGAACUAGCAUCACAGCAACAGACGAAUCAAGAGAUGGCUUCCGACAUUCGGUCUCAAUUAUCCGACUUGAAGCAACGAGCCAAUGCUUUGCAGACCACCAAAGAGCAGGAGAACGUGAACUCUUCAAUGUUCAAUCACUUGGAGCAAGACGUCUCAGCCGAUCUUGCUGUGGCCUGUAUUCUAGCCAAGCAUAACGACCUGUUACAACAGCACCAAACGGUGAUGACCCAUAAUGAGGAGCUUCAAGCAGAAAACUACGAGCUGAAAACCUUGCUGAGGGAAUACGAAGCCGGCUUGGAAACCGUUGCCUCGAAACUGAGGAAUUACGGGGGCAAUUUUAUGAAUAAUCAACUACGUAUGCGUCGAGAGUAUGAGGCGCUCUUGGAUGCGGAAAAGGUAUGGACGACAUGAACAAACAGUGUGGAAUGAUCGGUAAUGAUGGGUUGCGAAAAAACAGGGCACAACAUCGGCAUUAUUCAUCGAGAAUACCAUGUUGCAGAAUCAAUUGCAACAGCUAGCAGUAGCUGUACGCCAGGCCUAUGACAGCGAUGUUCCAGAAAAAGACAAUACUUUAGUGGCACAAUUAAAGGCGGAAAAUGCAGCAUUACGACAACUUUUAAGCAUAUCAGAGACAUCGGACAAAGCUGAAUCAUCCCCAUCACAUUCAGCUGCGCUUCCGGAUGAGUAGCAUCAUACCCACAGCAUGACCUUAAUCUUUAACAACACCUUAUUAUUUCAUUUCUUUUCUACACAAUAAAGUACCUUUGGGAAAAGGUACACUCUAAAUAUCCGC